AGUGUAACAAUGGGAAACAUAACCUAUCCAACAGACGCGUGAAUAUCAUAGACUAUUUAUCAAAUGAUGUUAGUACUUCGGAUAAGUGAUAAAAUAUCGCAUCAUAGGAUAUAUAACAUUUUCUAAAUUUUUUACAAGAGAAUUAUAGUAGAAUAACAACAAGAGGAGGGUACGAAGAGGAAAAAAAAACACUGUAUCGACGUUAAUACUGUACUGAUCAUAAAAGGAAAUAUUUUUAUAAAAGGAUAGAAGUGAAGCAAAAAAACUUUGAUUAUUAUUGUGAUAUCGAAUGUCAGCAAAGAUGCCGGUUUAUCAAGAAGCAGAACAAAUUCAAGCACAAACAAUUAUUGUUAUUCAUCCAGGCUCUAUGUACCUUCGUAUGGGCCGUGCUUCUGAUCUGAAACCUGUUACAUUAUUACAUGCUGUGGCAAGGAGACGUUUACCAAAUGGAAUAAAAUAUAAGGAUGAUCUCUUACCUCCAACUGUGACUUUGACGAAGGAGUUAACGCAGGCGAUGGAAGAAUCUCGAUUGCAAGUGUCACAUACUCUACAAUCCUGUUUACAGUCUGAUGGUAGUCGACGAUACGCCACACCUCCGCAACAGAUAGCCGCUUUUAAUCGUAGAUCCAGCCCAGAAAUCUCCUCCCCCAGCAAUUUGAAGUGGACAACGACUGAUCGAGAUAUAGUCGUCGGUGACGAUAUCUUGUCAUUAGAUCCAGAGGAGGAGUGCAAUUUUAAUAUCCAUUUUCCAUACAGAAGGGGGGAGCUAAAUAUACAUUCAGGCCCAGGUGGUAGUUUAACUGCUGUUAUGGCAGAUUUAAAAACCAUCUGGGAAUAUGUGCUGACUGAAAAGCUGGAUAUACCUCUUAGAGAUUUAAAGCACUAUCGUGCAGUACUCGUUAUACCUGACAUUUAUCAUCGACCAUAUUUAAAGGAAUUAACAACACUUUUGUUGGACGAGAUUGGCUUUGGACGCUGCAUUCUAUUGCAAGAUCAUGUAGGUGCGAUGUUUGGAGCAGGUUUGGGUUAUGCAUGUAUAGUAGAUGUUGGUGCUCAGAAGAUAUCAGUAUCAUGUGUGGAGGAUGCAAUUUCUCACAAAGACACGCGAGUGCGUAUGGAUUAUGGUGGCGCGGAUGUCACGCAGACAUUUCUCUGGCUUUUACAAAAAUCUGCUUUUCCGUACAAAUCGUGUGAUCCUACCAACAAGUUGGACGCGCUGCUCUUAGAGCAGCUAAAGAUAGAUUUUUGUCACGUGGAUUUAAAUAUAUGCGGCUCGCAGGAGAAAACAUUCGUUGUCAGGAAACCAAAGCUGCAAACGGCAACAUAUACUAUUCAGGUUGGUGAUGAAUGUUUAAUAGCACCUUUAAGCUUAUUUCAACCCGAGCUAUUCAGAAUUACCGGAACGCAUAAUGUUCAUGUUCAAAAACGAUCAUUAGGAGACCCGGAAGAUCCUUACGACGAGAACUAUUUAAGAGAAACGAGUAGACGUGGUAUGAAAGAAACUCUGGAUCAUUCGUCAGAAAUGCAAGAGGAGGCGGCGGCUGCGCCUGCAGUUGUGGGCGAUGAUGAUGUUGUAGUUGAUGCCGUUGGUGAUCCUGCACCUAGUCUGUCAAAUCGUGAUUUGGACGCUCCCCGAGAUUUUGUGAUCCCGCAACAAUUGUUGGGUCUCGAUCAAGCCAUAUUGCAGAGCAUCGAACGAUGUCCUAACGAUGAUCUCAAAAGAAAAAUGUAUAGUUGCGUGCUGGUCGUAGGAUCGGGUUUGAAAUUCAAAGGUAUCGGCAUGUGGCUCCGUAACCGAAUAUCUCUUCAAACUCCUUACAUGUAUAGACCUGAACAACUAGAUAUCAUAACACAGCCGAAAGAUAUGGAUCCUGGUAUGACGACGUGGAAAGGAGCGGGAAUUUUAAGUUGUUUGGAGUCUGCUCAGGAGUUGUGGAUCACUCGAACCGAGUGGCAUCGCUGGGGCGUUAGAAUAUUAAGAGAAAGAUCUCCUUUCUUAUGGUAAAAAAAUAUCUUGUUUUACGUAGGUAUUAUAUUAUCGAAUACCACAAAUGAGCAUUUUACUACAUUUUUUACUUAUACUGGAUAAUUGUUAUUAUGGGACUACAACAUCCCAAAUAGAAAGAAUGUAUCUAGUCCUGAUUUAACGAAUUCAAAUUGACAUCAUCUUAUUUCAUAGAAAGAAAUCUGUUUAAUGACUGAAAAUUUAUAAUCUACAUAAUAUACACUAUAUUUUCAGUACUAAUAAUACUAAUUCAGUAAUAAUAGUAUUCAUAUACAUUGAGAUACUUCUCCUGUAUGUCGAAUAAAUAACGACAUAAUAAAAAAUGACAAAUAAUACAGACUACCCAACUACUAGAAGUAAAUUUUACAUUAUUAAUCGCUAUAUAAUACACCACUUUUUUACGUAAUACACUGAAUUGAUGAGAUUUAAUUUCUACUUGGGAUGGGAAUGUAGUGUACAAAAGAUUGUUAAAAUCAAAAUUAAAAUAUACAAAAUAUUUAUCA
Molecule: messenger RNA, 2508 nt
Organism: Solenopsis invicta (red fire ant)
Lineage: Eukaryota; Metazoa; Arthropoda; Insecta; Hymenoptera; Formicidae
Gene: Arp8
Product: actin-related protein 8
Exons: 8
Coding region: 290-2005 (571 amino acids)
Biological process (GO): double-strand break repair; regulation of DNA-templated transcription
Cellular component (GO): Ino80 complex
Source: RefSeq, a predicted model, not a curated record